AUGUCUGUGGUGAAGUCCAUCGAGGUGGUGCUGCCCAAAGAUGCAGUCUACCUGGCCGGCUCGAACAUAGACGGGCAGGUGGUCCUCACCCUCAACAGUACCCUUGUGGACCCUGUUGUGAAAGUGGAGCUCGUCGGUAGGGGUUAUGUUGAAUGGAAUGAAGAAAUUGGAGAGACCCGUGAUUAUAGCAGAGAUGUUAUUUGCAAUAAUAAGGCAGAUUACGUACAUAAAACAAAGACAUUCCCAAUAAAAGAUAAUUGGUUAAGGGCAGGCAGCCACACCUUUGACUUCCAUUUCAACUUACCUCCCAGGCUUCCGUCCACAUUCAACAGCAAGAUCGGCCAUGUCUCCUACUUUGUGCAGGCCCUGUGCAUGGGCCGGGAGCAUAUCCUGGCCAAGAAGAGGCUGUACUUGCUAAUCCAAGGGAUUUCUGAAUUCCGCCAGCUGAACCUCAUCCAGAACCCCAUAUUGGUGGAAGUGGAGAAGAAGGUAUCUUACAGCUGCUGUAGCCAGGGCUGGGUGAGCCUGCAGGUGCAGAUGGGCAAGAACACUUUCGUGCCGGGUGAGAAGGUGACAUUCACGACAGAGAUCCGCAACAACACGGGCAAGUAUAUCAAGACAGUGGUCUUUGCCCUCUACGCCCACGUGCAGUACGAGGGCUUCACGCCCAGUGCCGAGCGGCGCCGGAGGGCAGACAGCAGUGAGCUGCUGCGACAGGCGGCCAACGCUCGCAUCCCAGCCUUCAACAGCACCACAGUGGUCAGCGCCUUCACCCUGCCACUGGUACUGUCCGUGAGCAACAGCUCCCAGGAGAACGAGAUCAUGCGAACGAGCUAUGAGCUUGUUGUCACUAUCCACCUCCCCUGGUCCUUGUCUACCGUCAAAGCCCGGCUGCCCAUCAUCAUCACCAGCAGGAGGGAAGACCAGGACAACUGCCCCCAGGUGGUUGAGUCACCAUAUGAGGAUCAACUGGUUUGA
Arvicola amphibius (Eurasian water vole) is the source of this 978-nucleotide messenger RNA. RefSeq names its product arrestin domain containing 5 (gene Arrdc5). The record is from RefSeq and is a predicted model, not a curated record. Gene Ontology annotation, biological process: protein transport. Lineage: Eukaryota; Metazoa; Chordata; Mammalia; Rodentia; Cricetidae. Gene Ontology annotation, cellular component: cytoplasm. The transcript has 3 exons. Bases 1 to 978 code for a protein of 325 amino acids.